Penicillium odoratum is the source of this 2208-nucleotide messenger RNA. RefSeq lists its product as uncharacterized. Gene Ontology annotation, cellular component: plasma membrane. Gene Ontology annotation, molecular function: potassium ion transmembrane transporter activity. Gene Ontology annotation, biological process: potassium ion transmembrane transport. The transcript is spliced from 2 exons. Bases 1 to 2208 code for a protein of 735 amino acids. Lineage: Eukaryota; Fungi; Ascomycota; Eurotiomycetes; Eurotiales; Aspergillaceae. The record is from RefSeq and is a predicted model, not a curated record.
AUGGGUUGCUCUGGUGAUCGCGAAAAGGGUCCUGUAAAGCUGGAGGAGCAAUGGGACUAUGUGAAUCUUGAUGACUUCAAAUCCGAUUCAUGCUGGACACCUUUCUCAUACAUUUUUCUAUGGAUAAUGCUCAUCGUGUCGGUAUCAGUCUAUGGUGUCGACAUUUUUACCGCUGUCAAUCUUCUGGCAUUUUCCCGUUGGUCUGGCCGCGUCGAACCUGCCAUCCCCUUCAGAAUCUCCCGUUGGAUCUUUGCCGUAUGCAUCUUAGUGUCGCUCGCUCUUUUGGUGUACCGAUGGAUAUUUGCAAUCCGAGCAAUGCGCUCUGGCAGUAUUACCAAAAGUUACCUUGACCCGCUUGCCGUCCGCAUUCAAAGUUUCCGUGUCAUUGAAAAAAACGGCCGUGGAUGGAAAAGGUUUCUGGUCUUUGCUGAGUUGACAAAAAGUAAGAAGGGAGCUGAGAUUGUCGCCUUGUAUACCUAUUUCUCCUUCCAGUUCUGGAUGAACACGAUUUUUGCGGAUGGGCCACGUCAAGUUCUCAAUGCUAUCACUCUGUACUCUGUCAUGAAGCUGGAUCUUCUUCCGGGAGGGAAGAACACCACAAGUGAUGACAACAGCUCUGCCAUUUUGCAAUUCUUCAACAAUAUCAAGAUUCUUGCUGAGGAUAACAAUCUCCAAGCUGUGGUCUUGUUUGGUAUGCUCUUUACAUUGAUCAUCUGGGUGCUGUCUGUUUUGAAGCUCGCCUCAGCAGUCAUCCUUUACUUGAUCUUUUUGUUUCACCACAUCCCAGCCGAGGACGGAUCCCUCAAGGCGUAUUGCCGACGCAAGAUUAGCACACGACUAACAGGAAUUGUACGGCGCAAAGUCGACAAAGCCUUGGCAAAAGGUCUGCAACUACAAGACCGUGUACCGACCCGACCAGGUCUGGCAACCGCAGACUCCAAACCUACCCUGCCUACUAUCGAUAUGGACAAGACCCCGGUUGUGACUACAUUGUCGCGCAGCACUACCGAAACGACAUUGCCUCCUUAUACGCGCUCGAACUCCACUCGAACAGAAAGAAUGCCAACUUUGCCGAAUCUCGAAAUGGACAUCAAACCACCACUGACUCGGACUACGACCAAGUCCUCGGCCAUAUCGACCGACUCGGCCCCUUUGACUGCGAAUGCGGCUCCAAUGGGAUACAGUCCUUUCGAUCGCCAGCCAGCUCCAAUACCCCCGGUUCCACCAUUGCCUACCAGUGUACCGUCAAGGAUGGGCUCUCACUCGCACCCCAACGGUAACCCUCCAUACGCAAACGAACCUGAUUACCCGUCUGGGUACCGGAAUUUGACAGACUUCGGAGCACAGCCACCUCGCACGUACACUCCUGCUGAUCCUUAUGGCACAUCGCCUCCCCACGUUGAUACCUCCCAUGGCUAUUAUGAUCACUCGGAUUCUGCUGGACAUUACGAUCGAUACGGAGCUUCUGGUGAUGUCUACGAAGAUGACGAAUUUGACAGCUAUGCCACGCCUCCCAUCCAUGGACACAACCUUGCACAGCAAGGGUAUCCUCAAGACGGAUAUCAAGCGAGAUCCUAUACUCCAGCCUCCGCUGCUGCGGACCGCUCUCAGGAUCCAUACCAGGCUAGAUCAUACACCCCCGCAAGCACAGGGGGAACAUACCGCUCUGAGGAUCCAUAUCAGGCUAGAUCUUAUACUCCGGCAAGCUCCACUGCGACUCGUCCGCCGGAUGGAUAUCAGUCAUAUAGUCCUAUCAAUGCAACAGUGGGAUCACAGUCCCAAGACGGAUACCAGAAUAGAUCCUACACUCCUGCUAGUACGAGCUUACCCGACCCCCAAGAUGCAUGGCAGGAUCGAUCAUACACUCCUGCAAUCACCGCGGCAACGCCUCACCCAAGGAGUGCUCCACCACUUCGUACAAUGACCCCAGCCAGCAGAACCACACCGGCUCCACAAACGGACCAGUCUAUGCGACCGCCGCGAACGUUCAAUCCCAUGAGUUCAGAGAGCUCUGUACCUCCAACUACCGGGUACAAGGCCUUUAAUCCCUCAACUUCACAAACACCCCAGCCUCGCAUGCCCCGUGUUCCACCACCUGCAGGCUACCUGCCAUUUACCCGAGCCAACACUGCGUCGCCAUCGACAAUGAACCGGAAUGGCUCUCCUGCCGGAUACUCAUUUAAUCGAUCACACACCGACCAGUUCUGA